Pelagomonas calceolata is the source of this 1477-nucleotide messenger RNA. Lineage: Eukaryota; Pelagophyceae; Pelagomonadales; Pelagomonadaceae. The record is from the annotation of a GenBank genome assembly.
CUUCCAAACCACACGAUAAAAGCCGCGGGAGACGGCGUCCUCGUUGCACGUGGCGCUUGCCAGUUGCGACAACAACUCAUUCGCUGCGCGGCCACGCCGCUCGGCCCGCAAAAACCACGUCUGCGCCGUAAAAACGCUCCAGUAGCCGCGGAAGGAUGCUCGCGGCGCGCCUCCUGCGCGGCGCGCGUGGAGCACUGCGGAGUGCGACGCCCGUCGCCAAGCGCCGCCUCGCCCUCCCGCCGCACAAUGUGGUAAGCGUCCCCGCGCUCUCCCCAACAAUGGAGACCGGGACGAUCGCGCGGUGGCACGUCGCGGAAGGCGACGCCUUCGGCGCCGGCGAUAGCAUAGCGGAGGUCGAGACGGACAAGGCGUCCAUGGAGUGGGAGAUGCAGGACGAUGGGGUCGUGGCGAAGCAUUUGGUGGCGCCGGGCACCGAGGUGGCCGUAGGAACGCCGGCCGUGGUCCUGGUCGAGGAUGCGGCGGACGUGGGCGCCUUCGCGGACUUCGAGGCUCCCGCCGGCGCUGUACCCGCGCCGGCGCCGGCCGCCGCGCCGGAGCCGGCGCCAGCACCGGCCGCCGUGCCGGCCGCCGCCCCCGUCGUCCCGGUAGCAGCGCCGGCGCCGGCCGCGCCGUCAGGCGGACGCGUCGCCGCGUCGCCGCUCGCCCGCAAGGAGGCGCAGGCCAAGGGCGUCGACCUGUCGCGCAUCGUCGGCACCGGCCCCGGCGGCCGCGUCACCUUCGACGACGUUCACAAUGCCCCGGCCCAGGCCGGCGUCGCCCAAGCGCACGCGUCGGACUACGCCAUCUCGCCGGAAGCCGCUUAUCUAGCCGCGAAGCUCGCCCACUCGGCCCAGACGGCGCCGCACUACUACCUGACGAUGGACAUACAAGUGGGGAAAGCACUAAAGCUGUUGGAGGAGCUCAACGCGGGCGAAGACGCGAAGAUCGGCCUCGGCGACCUAUUCGUGAAGGCGGCGGCGAAUGCGGCGGUGGCCGUUCCCGACGUGAACGCGUCGUGGCUCGAUGGCGUCGUGAGGCAGUACCAGCGCGUGGACGUCAACUUAGUCGUGGGCGUCGGUGAGGGUCUGCGGGCGCCGGUCCUGAUUGGUGUCGAAGAUAUGUCGCUGAAGGAUGUCGCUACUGCCUCUGCGACGGCGAUGGAGGAUGAAUCGCCCUACAUGGCUGGUACGAUGACGGUACAAAACUUAGGCGCGUUCGGUUUGAGCAGCGCGGCGCCCGUCGUGCACACGCCGCAGGCCUGUUGCCUGGCGCUCGGGGCCGUCGUCGAUGCCGCGGCGCUCGUCGACGGGAAGGUCGUGUCGCAGCCCAAGCUCGCGGCGACGCUCGCGGCGGACCACCGCGUCGUCGACGGCGCGGUCGGCGCCGCGUGGCUGGCGGCGCUGCGGGCGCUCGUCGAGGCGCCGGCCAAAUUGCUCCUUUAGAGCGCGUUCCUAUCCUAUAAGUCAUCGUGAUCAUA